Messenger RNA from Eriocheir sinensis (Chinese mitten crab), 2701 nucleotides. Its product is annotated as protein spaetzle 3-like. Gene Ontology annotation, molecular function: growth factor activity; Toll binding. The coding region runs from base 898 to 1611 and encodes 237 amino acids. Gene Ontology annotation, biological process: regulation of Toll signaling pathway; central nervous system formation; innate immune response. Gene Ontology annotation, cellular component: extracellular region. The record is from RefSeq and is a predicted model, not a curated record. The transcript is spliced from 6 exons. Lineage: Eukaryota; Metazoa; Arthropoda; Malacostraca; Decapoda; Varunidae.
UUACAUUUUCCCUUUUUUUUUUUAACUUCAAGCAGAAAUUUUUCGAAGCAUGGCACCAGACAGUGAGACAGAGAACGCGAGAAGAAACUUAUUAAAGAAAUCAGGAAACCACUGACGACGCGCGGGCCACUCGAGUGUGAAAUUAAGACGAAGAAAACAAAAUAAAAAACAAAAAUAAAAACGAAAAUAAAAACAAUAAAAGACACUGAAAGAAGGGUUCGAGAAAAUAGUUAUUGGGAACAGUAAGAUAUAAAGAAGAGUUGGAAAAAUAAAAACAAUAAAAGACACUGAAAGAAGGGUUCGUAAAAAUAGUUAUUGGGAACAGUAAGAAAUAAAGAAGAGUUGGAAAAAUAAAAACGAAAAUAGACACUGAAAGAAGGGUUCGUAAAAAUAGUUAUUGGGAACAGUAAGAAGAAAGAAGAGUUGGAAAAAUAAAAACGAAAAUAGACACUGAAAGAAGGGUUCGUAAAAAUAGUUAUUGGGAACAGUAAGAAAUAAAGAAGAGUUGGAAAAAUAUUGUGAAAAUCCAGAAAAAGAGUGAAAAAUACGGUGAAAAGAAUGAUCCAAAUUUAUGAAAGAAAAAAAAAGUAAUGUGUUAGCAAAAUUAAAGGAAAUAGAGUGAAAAUAUAAGAAGGGAAACAGAUAUUUUUUCCUGCAUUUCCCUCAGUUUGAAAAGUUGUUCCUCGUGAAAAGAAAAAAAGGAGGAAAAUACAGGAAAGGAAGUGAGCAUCAACAAUUUCCUUCAUCACACGCCGGAGAAGAAAAAAACUGACUGGUGUAAAGAAAAGAAGAAAAUAAAAACAGAAAAUAAGAGAAAAAAAAGAAGAAAAGAGAAAAAAAAUCAACAACAAGAAGAAAAACAAACUUACAUACGAACGCACAAGAAAGAAGAAACAAAUGCAGCUCGCCAUGAUAUUAUACGUGUUGUGGACGGCGCUGAGCCUGGCGCUGGGCGUGGAGGUGCAGGGCGAGGUGAUCCGUGGCCUGCCCUGCAUCAAGCGGCUCAACCAACUCUUUUGUAGGACGCCCGGCAACUCCUAUCCCUCAGACAAGAUCGAACGCUUCAUAGAGGACAACAAAGCCCUGAUGAGGCGGAUGUAUGGAAGCUUCUUUGACAACAUACAAGACAUCUUCGAGCCCCAGCAGCGUCGGUUCCUGAGCAGGCCGGGGCGUGCCGCAGGGGACGGGCCCGACGCUUUUACCGACGAGGCACCAGACAUACAUCAGGACUAUCACCCCGGGGACCCGCGCGGGGAGUCCUUCUUCAACCUGAUCAGGAGGAAGAGGCAGUCCUUCCCCGGAGACGCAAACUCGAACUCGGACAGAGUUGAUUCAUGUGAGAGCAAGGUUGAGAUCGUGACGCCUUACUGGGCCAACAAUUCUGCCGGGAAGAUACGCGCAAUUGUCAACACCAACGAGUUCUCGCAAGCCAUUCACCAGGAAGUGUGCGCCAAGCAAAGCACGAAGCGAUGCGGCGGUGACUGUGGCUGUGAGCAGAAGUACAAAUGGCACAGACUUCUCGCCUACGACCCCGACAACGACUGCUCUGGUAUUUUCAUGGAUUGGUUUCUGUUCCCUUCCUGUUGCUCCUGCCGCUGCAACCCGCUCUAAAGGAUGAUGCUGGUGGUGGUGAUGGGGGUGAUGAAGGGGAUGAAGAUGUGGGAGUGAAGCUGACGAUAGGAAGUAAAGACGAACGCAUGUAGAGAAGGAGAAGAUGGUUUUAGAGGAAGGGAAGAGAAGGGAUGCAGGAAAGAUGGAAGGAAGUUGUGUAGAAGAGUAGAAGAUAGAAGAUGGUUUUAAAGGAAGGGAAGAGAAGGGAUGCACGAAAGAUGAAAGGAAGUUGUGUAGAAGACAGGAGAUGAGAGGAUGAUAGGUGGUGGUGGUUGUGGUGGUGAUGGGGAGGGUAGAUGAUGGGAAGGAUGAUCUGUAGAAGGUAAUGAAGGAGGUAGAGAUGAAAGACAGCAAAGAUGAAGGGAAGUAAAAAUAAAUAAAGAUGGGGUAGUGUUAAUGGUGUAGAUGGUGUAGAUGUUGGAAUGAAGUAAGCUAAAGAUAAAAGAAAAUUAAUAUAGAUGAAGAUAAGAAAGAUAGUAGAUAAGAAACUCGUGAUGAAAGGGAAAAGAGAAAGUUAAAAUGAGAGAAGAAAAUGAAAAUAGAUGAAGAUAAGAAAGAUAAUAUAAGAAACUCGUGAUGAAAGGGAAAAACUAAAGAUAAAAUGAGAGAAAUAGAUAAAGAUGUAGGGAAACGACGAUAAAGGAAAAUAAAGAUGGAAGUUAAAACAAAAUAAAACGUAGAAUAUAACCAGAAAGGAAACUCGAGAAGAAGGGAAGUAAAGACGAAGGGAAGAAGAUGAAGGGAGAUAAAUAUAAAUGAAUGAAAGAAGAUAGAGGAGAUAAUAGAGAGAGGAGAGGAGAGGAGAGGAAUGAGAGGCAAAAGACAAAAAUAAUAAGGUAGAUGAUGAUGGAAAUGAGAAGAAAACAAAAAACACGAACAAAAAGAAGAAGAAGAAGAAGAAGAAGAAGAGCUAGAAACAAGAACAAGAAUGAGAACAGAAAGAAGAACAUCAGGAAGAACAAGAACAAAAUGAACAAAGAAAAACAAGAAGAAGAAGAAGAAGAAGAAGAAGAAGAAGAAGAAAAUAGCAACACACACACACACACACACACACACACACACACACACACACACACACUCACACACAAAU